Molecule: messenger RNA, 1941 nt
Organism: Solenopsis invicta (red fire ant)
Lineage: Eukaryota; Metazoa; Arthropoda; Insecta; Hymenoptera; Formicidae
Product: odorant receptor 22c
Exons: 8
Coding region: 35-1297 (420 amino acids)
Biological process (GO): sensory perception of smell; detection of chemical stimulus involved in sensory perception of smell
Cellular component (GO): plasma membrane
Molecular function (GO): odorant binding; olfactory receptor activity
Source: RefSeq, a predicted model, not a curated record
AACGACAAAGCACCUUUGAUUUGUGCGGUACGAUAUGUCUUUUUUCGACAAUCACUACUAUUAUCCCAACAAAAUAUUGCUUUCCAUAAUUGGCCAAUGGCCAUUUCAGUCGCGACUGGAGGGUAACAUAAUGUUCGCCGUUACAUUUAUAUCCUUUGUCAGUUAUGCAUUCAUUGAGAUUUGGGGCUUAAUAGCUGGGAUAUCGGAUUUGAAUAUCAUCAUGGAGAAUUUUUCGCCAUUUCUAGUGCUAUGCUACCUCAUUAUAAAUCUCUUAUACUGUGCAUUUACUAAAGACAAAAUGAAAGUGUUUCUGGAGAACAUCGAAGAGACGUGGAAGAUGAAACCUGCGGGUCCAGAAAAAGAAAUAUUACAGUGUUACGCGGAGAAAAGCAGGGCUUUCACGAUACAAUUUGUGAUUGCUCUUUACGUGACAUUUGUCUUCUACACAAUGCCAUCUGGUGUCGCGAGAUGGAUGUAUAAGCUUUUCCCGACAAACGAAACAUACAGGGGCAAGUUUAUGUACCGUAUCGAACACGUUCUUGACAUGGACAAAUAUUUCAACCUGUUGAUGCUUCACGGGACUAUCGCCGUAUUCUUCAUGGUUUCCGUGGCAAUAGGCGUCACUACUGUGUUCACACUUUGUACUCUGCAUAUCUGUGCAUUGUUCGAAUGCAUACGAUAUAACGUAGAAUGUAUACGAAGCACGGAUCCCGUGUUACUUGAGCCCAAUAUUAAGGAUGAUGAAAUGUAUCAUGACUUAAUUGCCUGCAUUAAAUCCUACAAACAUGCCUUAAAACUUUCUGAUAUACUUACAUCUACCUAUACGUUCGCCUUUUUCUUUCAUUUGGGAGAUGUAGUUAUAAGCAUGAGCUUUGGUGCGGCUGAGGUAAAUAUCAAAAUUAAAUAUAAGAACUUAAACUAUUCUUGUGUUUUUAUACAUGUAGAGUAUCUAAUAAUGUUGUGCUUUAAGUUGAUACUGGUAGACAUAGAACUGGAUGCAAUUCUCAGAAUUGUCAUUUGUAAUUUAGCCCAAUUGUUUCACAUGUAUUGUUUGUGUAUGAUUUCUCAAAAAUUGACCGAUCAUAGCAGCGGAGUUCACGAUGUAAUUUACAGCUGCGAUUGGUAUAGAAUGUCAUUAAGAUCGAGACGUCUCGUGAUGCUUACAUUAAUGCGUUCUAAUAAGCCGUAUCAAAUAAAAGCUGCUAAGAUGUUUGUAAUGUCGAUGGAGACCUUUAGCUCAAUACUAAAAGCAUCUUUAUCCUACUUCACGGUUCUUACGUCUAUGCAAACAGAUUAGUAAAUUAGAAGUUUAUAAUGAAAUUACAAAUGUGUAUAUAGGCACUUGAUAAUACAUGUUAAUGUCAUUAUUGUAUUCUUAUUUUAUACAGAAUGUUUCUAGAUAAUUUUGUUUAAAAUAAUUGUGAAAUUGUAGGAGAUAUAAAAAAAUGUUUUAAAAAUAAAAUUUGUUCUGUUUCGAAGAAAAAACCACGAUCAUGGACGUAGUUCUUCUAAAUGCAGCCGGUUCUAAGAUUUUAAGGUAAUAUUAUUUUUUUUAAUGCAAUUAUAAAACUUUUUACAUAGAAUAUAAACGACAUUUUACAAUGGCUGCAAAAUGAAUUACAUUUAAAUUAAAAACCGCUAACGGAAUAAAUAUAUUCUGAGAAUUUUAUUUAUUGUGAUAAGCAUUUAAUUAAAAAUUAAUUAAUAAGUAAAAAUAAACAUUAUUAGAAUUUUAAAAAUUGAAAUUUUUGAUAAUAUAUAUAGGAACAAAAAUACUUUUGUUUAAUUAAAAUAUUUUUAUAAUUACAUUUGUGACAUACACAGAAACUAUAAAAUUUCAUAUGAUCAAUAAUCACGUGUCAUUCGUAUUUAAUGAUGACAUUAACAUAACAUACGAAACGGUCGUUCUCAUGAGCUUAAAAAAUAUAAUAGAAUAUUAAA